Messenger RNA from Diaporthe citri, 1479 nucleotides. RefSeq lists its product as uncharacterized. The record is from RefSeq and is a predicted model, not a curated record. Gene Ontology annotation, molecular function: oxidoreductase activity, acting on the aldehyde or oxo group of donors, NAD or NADP as acceptor. Lineage: Eukaryota; Fungi; Ascomycota; Sordariomycetes; Diaporthales; Diaporthaceae. The coding region runs from base 1 to 1479 and encodes 492 amino acids. The transcript is spliced from 3 exons.
AUGGCUUCAGACACAGCAGCCAUUGACCGCCUGCAGGCGUCCGCCGUGGACGGGCGGACGGAGAACGGGCGCUACCGCCAGGACCAGCUCCAGCGUCUUCACAAGGCACUUCGCGAAAAGGCCAGCCAGAUAACCGCAGCCCUCGUGGCGGACUCCAAGUCACCCAGCUCCGAGGUGGACGCCGAGUACUACCUUGGCAUGGAGGCCGUGAGGCACUUCUACGACAGCCUGGACUUUGAAAAGGAUCUCAAGGAGGAGUACAGUGUUGUGCGCGGCGAGGACAACCUGACGAGGAGAGUUGGCGCCGGGAUGGUGGUCAUAAGACCGACCUCUCACACGCGCUUCUACUCGAUUGUCACUCCGCUGGCAGCUGCUAUUGCGGCAGGGAAUUGUAUUAUACUCGAGCUCUCAGAGACGCUGUCGCAAGUAGAUUCGGUGCUGCGCCAGGCCCUCACAGAAGCGUUGGACGUGAACACGUUCUACGCCAGCAAGACCACCACGGACCAAUCCGUCUUGGACGGUGCGGUCCUGGUCGACCAGACGGGCAACGGGCCCCCAAGCACACUGACAACCCAGCUCCUGUCCUCGUCGCAGACCCGCUGCGUGGCCAUUGUCGACCGGAGCGCAAACAUCGACGAUGCCGCGAGAGCCAUCACAGCCGCGAGGUUCAGCUUCGGCGGCACAUCACCGUAUGCGCCGGACCUGGUGUUGGUCAACGAGUUUGUGAAGAAGGACUUCUUCGAGGCGUGUUCCCGGUAUGCGACGUCGUCGUUCGCCAGGGACAGCAGCGUCAAGCGCGCGGGUGGGGAUCGCCGCGGAGACGUCCAAAAGGCGAUCAAGGACGCCGAGGACAGGAAGCAGGUGUCGAGCUUUGGGUCCAACGACUUCAAACUGGUCGACAUCGUGGACAGGUCAUCACCCAUCAUGGACCUCAAGAUCACAGGCCGCUAUCUGCCCAUCGCCACAUGCUCGAGUCUCACAGACGCCAUCUACAACCGGGACUUUGAGAGCCCAUUGCUGGCGGGCUACCUCUUUGCCGAGCCGGGCUCAGCCAAGUACCUGGCGCAGUUCCUGCCCUCCUGCAUCUCGCUCAUCAACCAGAUCCCGACGCACCUCCUCGUGGGGCCGGCGGCGCCCACGGCACACGCGCCCGACUUUGAGCACCGGUACAGCCGGGACAUGUUCUCGGCGGCCCGGCCGCAGUUCGUGCGGAAGCCGGCGGCGGCGCUCCACAAGGCCGACGAGCUGCUGUCGGGCGGGCCCAACAGGGGCGGCGUGACGGCGGCGGCACUGCGCGAGGCGGCGACCAGGCCGCUGGCGCCGGUGAAGCAGUCGAGCAACAAGGCUGUGGGGUUCUUCGAGCAGGGCAUACUGACGGGGGCGGCACUGUACCUGUCCAUAAUCCUGCCGGUGGUGGGCUACUCGACCUACUUCCUGGGGGGGAAAGGUGUGGAGUUUGCACUCAAGUUGAGACGCUGA